Messenger RNA from Girardinichthys multiradiatus, 1234 nucleotides. Its product is annotated as apolipoprotein A-I-like. Gene Ontology annotation, molecular function: lipid binding. The transcript has 4 exons. The record is from RefSeq and is a predicted model, not a curated record. Gene Ontology annotation, biological process: lipid transport; lipoprotein metabolic process. Gene Ontology annotation, cellular component: extracellular region. Bases 77 to 868 code for a protein of 263 amino acids. NCBI's taxonomy places the organism in Eukaryota, Metazoa, Chordata, Actinopteri, Cyprinodontiformes, Goodeidae.
CUCAUCUGGGCAUUAUAAAAAGUCUGCUCUGGCUGGAGUUGUUCAGUCUCGUCACCAACUCCACCAGACCACCAUCAUGAAAUUCGUGGCUCUUGCUCUUGCCGUUCUCCUGGCAGUCGGCUGCCAGGCCGCUUCCCUGCAGGCUGAUGCCCCCUCCCAGCUGGCCCAUAUUAGGUCUGCUGUGGAUGUCUACCUGACACAGGCAAAGGAAAGUGCCAUCAAAGCUCUGGAUCAGCUUGAUGACACUCCAUACCAGGAACUAAAGGUUAACCUGGCUCAGCGCCUGGAAGACAUGCACAACAACAUCAAGCAGCUGCAGUCCCAGGUUUCCCCUAUGACAGACAGCGUUGUUACCACCAUCUCUGAUGCCACUGCCGAGUUCCGUGCCUCUAUCAUGGCCGACAUUGAUGCUCUGAAAGUUGAGCUUGAGCCCAAGCGUGCCAAGCUGAGGGAGGUCCUCGAAAAGCACAUGGAGGAGUACCGCACCCACUUGGAGCCCAUGGUCAAAGAGUACUCUGCCAAGCACAAUGCUGAGAUGGAAGCUCUGAGGGCCAAGAUGGAGCCAGUUGUGGAGGAGCUGCGUCAAAAGGUGGCCACCAACGUGGAAGAGACCAAAGCUGCACUGAUGCCCAUUGUUGAAUCUGUGCGCAACAAGCUUGUCGAGCGCCUGGAGAACCUGAAGCAGGUGGCUACCCCUUACGUGGAGGAAUACAAAGAGCAGCUGAAGAAGCUCUACAACCAAGCACAAGGCGUCAAUAAUGAGGAGCUCACCAACCUGAGGGAGAAGCUGGCUCCUCUUGGAGAGGAAAUCAGGCAGAGGCUCCAAGCCAUGGCUUCGAUCAUCGGCGAAACCUUCAACAAAAGCUAAAUCGUCUCUGUCUUCCUUUUAACUAACCUCACCUUCCUGUCUGUCCUAGAUCCAUCGAAGGUGUCUCUAUGUUCUUUCUCCCCCCACAAACGACCACCUCAGAAGUGAAGCUAGUGCCUAACUUAUGAACAAAAACGGCAGAACUUCCUCCCCUCCGAGCACGCAACUUCAUGCACACACGCCAGCAUACACAUAGACACACAUACACACCUAGCACACACACAUCUUCGUCUUCACAUGCCCUCUUCUAACAUAUUGUGUAUGAAUUGUGCAUGAAUUACCUUACGGGCUUAAAUCUCUGUGUAAUGAUGGCAACUGUGCUUUGAUGAAAAAUACAGCUCAAUAAACAUCUGACUGUUUAUACAA